Molecule: messenger RNA, 2638 nt
Organism: Eucalyptus grandis
Lineage: Eukaryota; Viridiplantae; Streptophyta; Magnoliopsida; Myrtales; Myrtaceae
Product: putative cyclic nucleotide-gated ion channel 7
Biological process (GO): monoatomic ion transport; transmembrane transport
Cellular component (GO): membrane
Molecular function (GO): protein binding; monoatomic ion channel activity
Source: RefSeq, a predicted model, not a curated record
AACUCCCUCCAUGUCCAAAAUUCUCUGGCUCUCCCUCUCCCUCUCCAACCAAGGUUGAGCAAAAGGGCACGCCUUGAUAUCUCAGCAAUGCAGAUUAGAUUAUCUGAUGUCUGACCAUCGACAUAUGGAUACCGAUCAAGGUGGCAGUUGGAUCUCAGCUUCUCUCUGAGUUUGUAAUUAGGACUUGCUAUUAUGUGAACAAUCUCAAUACGAUGUUUGACUGUGGUUACAAGUCGCAGUAUAUCGGAGGCCAAAGAGAGAAGUUUGUAAGGUUGGAUGAUUUGGAUUCUACAGUAUCAGUGCCAUCUCACGCUAGUGGGAUGAAAGGACAUGGCUUCAAUAUUGCGGGACUGCUCCAUACCGGUCAUGUGCGAAACAACACGUCAAAAUCAUUCAGAGUAGGAGUGAAAAAGGGCUCGGAAGGACUUAGGGCGUUUGGUAAAUCAAUUAGAUUCGGGGUCACCCGUGCAGUGUUCCCGGAAGAGCUCAAAGUAUCUGAGAAGAAUAUAUUUGAUCCCCAAGACAAGUCCCUUCAGUUCUGGAACAAACUCUUUGUCAUGUCAUGUAUUCUUGCAGUGUCCGUCGAUCCUCUGUUUUUCUAUCUUCCUGUGUUCAAUACAUCGAAUUGCCUCGGCAUAGAUAAAGGGUUAGCAGCUCUAAUUACAACGGUCAGGACAAUUCUCGAUGUCUUUUACCUUAUUCGAAUGGGUUUCCAGUUCCGAACUGCGUACAUUGCACCAUCAUCACGAGUUUUUGGACGAGGUGAACUUGUGAUUGAUCCUGCACAGAUAGCUAUGCGCUAUUUAAAGCGCUAUUUUAUUGUGGAUCUCCUAGCUGUUAUACCAGCACCACAGAUUGUGGUGUGGAAAUUUCUUCAGAGAUCAAAAGGUUCAGAAGUGCUGAACACCAAGCAUGCACUGUUAAAUCUAGUCUUCGUUCAAUAUAUUCCAAGGUUUGUCCGCUUUAUACCUCUUACAUCGGAAGUCAAGAAGACAGCAGGUGUUUUCGCCGAAAGUGCUUGGGCUGGGGCAGCAUAUUAUCUACUUUGGUACCUGCUAGCUAGUCAUAUAUUCGGGGCUUUGUGGUACUUACUAGCUGUGGAACGUAAGGACACGUGCUGGCAGAAAGCCUGUGCUGAAACAGGACCCAAAUGCAUGAAAGAAUUUUUGUACUGUGGCAAUAAACAUAUGUCAGGAUACGAAGAGUGGAGAGAAAUCAUGGAAGAUGUUCUCGGAAAAAAAUGCAAUGUUGCAGAUGAGAAUUUGCCAUUCAACUUUGGAAUAUAUACUCAGGCUAUGUCUUCUGACAUAGUUUCAUCGAGGAACUUCUUCUCGAAAUUUUUCUAUUGUCUGUGGUGGGGCCUGCAGAACUUGAGUACCCUCGGGCAGGGGCUCAAAACGAGCACAUGCUGGGAAGUCCUCUUCUCCAUUGCGCUGGCAAUUUCUGGCCUCAUUCUCUUUGCACUUCUGAUUGGAAAUAUGCAGACCUACCUUCAGUCUCUGUCCAUCCGUCUGGAGGAAAUGAGGAUAAAGAGGCGGGAUUCUGAGCAAUGGAUGCAUCAUCGGUUGCUUCCACAGGAUCUCCGAGAACGAGUUAGGCGUUACGAUCAAUACAAGUGGUUGGAAACACGUGGAGUCGAUGAAGAGAGCUUGGUCCAGAGUCUACCGAAGGACCUGAGGAGGGACAUUAAGAGGCAUCUGUGUCUGAAUUUGGUUAGGAGGGUUCCUCUAUUUGCCAAUAUGGAUGAGCGCUUACUUGAUGCGAUCUGUGAGCGGCUCAAGCCGAGUUUGUACACUGAAAGUACAUACAUAGUGAGGGAAGGGGACCCUGUCAAUGAGAUGAUGUUCAUUAUACGUGGAAGACUGGAAAGCGUGACCACCGAUGGUGGGAGGAGUGGAUUUUAUAACAAAGGAUUCCUGAAAGAAGGUGACUUUUGUGGAGAGGAACUUCUGACCUGGGCAUUGGACCCUAAAGCAGGUUCCAAUUUGCCUUUGUCAACUCGGACUGUGAGCGCUUUGACAGAGGUGGAGGCAUUUGCUUUGGAAGCAGAAGAAUUGAAGUUUGUUGCGAGUCAGUUUAGGCGACUCCACAGUAGACAGGUUCAACACACAUUUCGAUUCUAUUCACAGCAAUGGAGGACUUGGGCUGCCUGCUUUAUACAAUCUGCAUGGCGGCGUUAUACAAGAAGGAAAAAUGCUGAGCUUCGGCGUCUUGAAGAGGAAGAGGAGGAGGAGGAAGACUACAGUGAAGACUACAGUGAAGAUGACGAUGACGAUGACGAUGAUGUGAGAGCUUUAGUUGGUCAGCGUUCGUUUGGACCUAAUUCAUCGACUUUUGCUGCAACAAUACUCGCAUCUCGCUUUGCAGCUAAUGCUCUUCGGGGCCACAGACUGCGAAGUUUGUCAAGUGCCAAGGGGGUAGCAAAAUUACAGAAGCCCCCGGAACCUGAUUUCACUGCUGAUGCGGAGUAAUGUUUUGAGUAUCCUAGAAGAUGGAAAUAGCAAAGUCGAUUCGCUCAUUAGGGUGGUUCUACCAUGUAAAUUGAUCGCUACACCCAAGUGUAAAAUUUGGAGCCAAGGCAAGAGUCUGAUGGUGAAACACCUGAUUACAUUAAUGGUCACAGAAGGAUGAAGCUCAA